GCCACUUCUGUAAACUGUCUUGGACUGACCUGACUAGCACAGCAGGUAGGUCUCACUAGCACGGGGAUGAUCUGUAAUGUCCCUGUCCGGGACAGAUGAAGGUGGUCUGCAGAGGCUAUUGCACUGAGGAGAGGACUCCUCCUCCAAUAAAUUUCCUCUGACGUGGAGACGUGGAGACAUGGCUGUGUUCAAGCAGCAGAAGGUGGAAGACCUGUACAUCGUAGCCGAUGAGCUGGGAAGUGGACAGUUUGCCAUUGUAAAAAGAUGCAGAGAGAAGAAGACUGGGGUCGAUUACGCUGCCAAGUUUAUCAAGAAGAGACAAAGUCGUGCCAGUCGUAGAGGAGUGACGCGGGAGGAGAUAGAACGUGAGGUGAACAUCCUGCGGGAUGUCCAGCAUCCUAACAUCGUCACUCUGCAGGAUGUGUAUGAGAACAAGACUGAUGUGGUCCUCAUCCUAGAGCUUGUUUCUGGAGGAGAACUCUUUGAUUUCCUGGCUCAGAAAGAGUCUUUGAGUGAAGAAGAGGCUACAAGGUUCAUCAAACAGAUACUAGAAGGCGUGAACUAUCUGCACACUCUCAAAAUUGCACAUUUUGACUUAAAGCCAGAAAACAUUAUGCUGUUGGAUAAAGCAAUUGCUGUGCCCCAUAUAAAGCUCAUUGACUUUGGCCUAGCACAUAAAAUUGAAGAUGGGGUAGAAUUUAAGAAUAUUUUUGGCACACCAGAAUUUGUCGCUCCUGAAAUAGUGAAUUAUGAACCACUAGGACUGGCUGUAGAUAUGUGGAGCAUUGGUGUGAUCACAUACAUAUUGUUAAGUGGAGCAUCCCCAUUCUUGGGGGAGAACAAACAGGAGACCCUGUCCAACAUUACAGCAGUUAACUAUGAGUUUGAUGAGGAAUUCUUCAGCCAUACGAGUGAUUUGGCCAAAGACUUUAUCAGGAAGCUGCUUGUGAAGGACACAAGGAAGCGCCUUACUAUCCAGCAAGCUAUUUCACAUCCGUGGAUAACACCAAAAGAUAAGCAUCAGGUCCUGGUAAGAAAAAAGUCAAUUAUCAACCUGGAGAAUUUAAGAAAGCAAUAUAUUCGGAGGCGGUGGAAGCUUUCUUACAGUGUGGUAUCGCUUUGCAAUCAUCUGCGUCGCUCCCUUAAGAAUAAAGUUCUUGACGAAGAAAAGAUUGCACUGAGAAAUUGUGCAAGUGAUGUUGAGGAUGAAACAGAAAGGAGGCAAGUGAUUCAAACCAGAAGAAGAAGUAGCGUAUCCUGAGUGCCUUUUAUUUGGAAGUGGAGUAUAGUUCCUGAAGGUCAGCCAGUGCCCCUGCUGAUGGACUAUGCGGAAUGCUGUGCAUUCAGAUUAUACUGGCUAAUAGGUUCAGAUUUAUACUACACUUUUACAUCCCUACAGGAGACCAUGAGUCAAGGAACCAUAACUGUAUGUUCUAUGUUGCCCUAUACUCAUUAACUAUAAAGGACUUGCAUUAGCAGGAAAGUUUACAUUAGAGUGAUGGCCAUGCUCUACCAAAUGAACUGGGGACAUAGCAGUAGGUUUAUUAUAAUUGAUGGCAUCAUUUACGUUGCUAUGUUUCUAUGUAAAAAUGUGUUGUUCUUUCUUACAUCAUUUGAAUAGUUUAUAUUGCUUUAAGCUUGUAAAUACAGAAAGCCAGCAUCACCAGAUCUGUAUGUGAGUAUAUGCUGUGAAGCUUGCCUCUGGACAGGUUCAUUUUUUAAUGGCCGGUUACUGUAACUGAGUUCAUUGAGAAUUGCAUUCCAUGAGUGUACUAUUAGCAAUCAUAUGUGCUUUUUCAGAACAAGAUUUCUGUUUGUAAUAUAGCCAAUAGUACAGCUGUGUCCAGAUGGAUUUUGUCUUGCACUCAGUAGGACAGACUCCAUAUCUGUCGGAUGAACUGUUGUGUAAUAUGUGCCUUUUACGGUCUCAGUCCUUAAUGUUAGACUUCACUUUGCCUUUUGUAUACAUAAUGUUUACUUUCUGGUUUCUAGUUCAGUCAUUUUUUAGGAAUCCGAAAAUAAUAAAAAAGAAAGCUUCCAUUUAUAUUUUGAGAUCCAUUUCACCUUUAAAUAAAGUGCAAACAGCAACACAA
Messenger RNA from Bufo gargarizans (Asiatic toad), 2093 nucleotides. RefSeq names its product death-associated protein kinase 2-like. The transcript is spliced from 12 exons. Gene Ontology annotation, molecular function: ATP binding; protein serine/threonine kinase activity. Lineage: Eukaryota; Metazoa; Chordata; Amphibia; Anura; Bufonidae. Bases 179 to 1261 code for a protein of 360 amino acids. Gene Ontology annotation, cellular component: cytoplasm; nucleus. The record is from RefSeq and is a predicted model, not a curated record. Gene Ontology annotation, biological process: protein phosphorylation; positive regulation of apoptotic process; intracellular signal transduction.